Megalopta genalis is the source of this 2330-nucleotide messenger RNA. Its product is annotated as sorting nexin-29. Gene Ontology annotation, molecular function: phosphatidylinositol binding. The record is from RefSeq and is a predicted model, not a curated record. Lineage: Eukaryota; Metazoa; Arthropoda; Insecta; Hymenoptera; Halictidae.
UAUGCCUGUUUUAUAUCUAACCCACAUGGCAGAUCUGUGUACGAGAAAAAGUAUCAAGGAUGGAGGAUACUGAGUUCCGCCCCUGAAUUUUCUGCUUAUGUAAAUUCGUCUAUGUAUGUACCAGUUUGGAAGAAGGAGAACGAACAGUCUGGUUUUCAUUUGUCAUGGAGCAGUCACAAUACCACUACGUUCUCGAUGACAAACCUUAUACAUAUAAUAAUUCCUAGAAGUGCUUGUAUAUUUAUGUACAUCUUUUGUACGACUUUUUUUAAUGACGGCCACAAUUUGAAAGGAAAUAGACGGUGAUCACAACUGAUUCUUAUCCAUGGCUUUGCGUAUGAUGUCAGCAAUAGUGCCAGGCACUCAUAACGUAAUCGAUGCUAAUCAAACUUAUGAUCAUGCAAUCGAACGACAGAAACUACUGGAAGAUUUAUUGGCUACUGCAAAAAAGUGUCAUAUUAGAUUUGGUGGGCGUACAGAGCUAGCUACUGAGUCAGAUAUAUGCGUGAAACAGCUGUGUCAUAUAUUUGAAUCAGUCUUUAGUCAUGGAUUGCGUACAAACUAUAUAGAGAAACUAAAUUCGGCUUUAAGGCAUGUAUCUGACAUAGUAUCCGGUGCCAAUAUAAAAUCAGGCAAUACAUCGGACAUAGCAUUUUGGCCAUAUAUAAAGGAACAAUUAACAUGGCAUGAGCAAGAACGUUUUAGCGUACUAAAGAAAGUUAACACAGAUUAUGGUAGGGGCAGAGCAUGGCUGAGAGCUGUCUUAAAUGAGCGUUCCCUGGAACGCCAUUUACAUGCUAUUCUUGACCCUAACAUAUUAUCUUCUUUUUAUGAAGAUUGGGCAUUUUUACUUGACCAAGAACGAAGUGCAGUACUGCCAAAUGUAGCUGCAGGACUUGGUAGCAUUUUAUUCGCCAUUAGAGUAGAUAAUGAAGAAUUGGAUAAUAAUUCUCGGGGAAAAGAAACUGAUAAACAGAAAGUUUCACUGUCCGAGCCAAUCAUAUCCACUACGAUACCAGGGCCUAUUUCGAAACAGCAAAAGCAAAAAAAGAAAGUACCAACUAUAAUUUCGUUUGAUAAUGAAUCUGACGAGCAGGAGACUACAGAAGUUAAUGCGUCAGUCAGCGCUCCUGCAACAUGUUUGAAUUCUCCUGUGGUAACUACCGCUAAAGAUACGCCGUCUCUUUGUUUAUCAAUAUCUGAAACUGAGACAAAUAAUGUAUCGAAUAAUGUUAGCGCAGAAGUCGAUAAAGAAAAUUCGGGAUGGGAGAAAUGUGAACCCUUUGAAGAAGAAAAAGUAUUAACUCCAGUCACAGAUGCCGGUAAUAUGGGUGGUCUUGUUCCUGUAUCGCCUUUAGAUCAAACGUUAGAUGACAUGUUAAUAGCGUUGCCAAACUACUUAGAUGAUUCAUCCGAGAUCACAGAAGCUGCAGUGGAAGCCACUGAACCAUUAACAGGCUUGGAUGCUCAUGUAGACGAUGAAAGUUUAGGUAUAGAGGCACUAAGAGUAAAGCUAAUUGCAAUGAAUGAAAUAUUAGAACAAGCUAGGGAAGAUGCUGUAGCUAGUAGGUCUCAGCUCGCUCGGUUACAGAGACAACACCAAAAUUAUCUCGAAAGACAUGAAUUGCAAAUACAGGCAUUGAAUAGAGAAAAUGAACUGUUGAGACAACAGUUACGGAAAUAUGUGACAGCAGUACAAAUGUUAAGAAGAGACUCAGAUACUACAACAGUAUCCGAAGAGGAUCCGGCAUUAGAUUACCAUAACGAAGCUCAACAAUAUGAAGAGAAAUUAAUACAAGUCGCAGAAAUGCAUGCCGAGUUAAUGGAAUUUAAUGCAAGAUUAACUCUUCAAUUAACUGAUAGGGAUAGAUUAGUGAAAUUAUUACAAGCAGAAUUAGAGUGUCUUCGGGGCCCUAUAAAUGAGGACGACUUACCAUCGGAACCACCAUGCCUCAUACACAUUUGGAUUCCAUCCGCGUUCCUCACUGGCCAAUCUUCCGAUAUACAUCAUGUCUAUCAGAUAUAUGUACGCAUAAGAGAUACUGAAUGGAAUAUAUAUAGGCGUUACGCGCAAUUUUAUGCGCUAUAUAGAGAAUUGAAGAAACAUGAUGCCGUUGUUACUACUUUUGAUUUCCCGCCAAAGAAAACAAUAGGAAAUAAGGAUGCGAAAUUUGUUGAAGAGAGACGACAAAAGCUACAGCAUUGGUUACGGCGAGUAGUCGGGAGAUUAGCUCAAUGUUCGCCCGCAUUCUCGUCCAGACCAAGCAGACAAACACUUAUAUCUCUGAUGCCUUUCUUCGGUGAUAACCCUAACACUGAGGAUUCGAGGA